Messenger RNA from Nicotiana attenuata, 1449 nucleotides. RefSeq lists its product as uncharacterized. The coding region runs from base 1 to 1449 and encodes 482 amino acids. The transcript is spliced from 4 exons. The record is from RefSeq and is a predicted model, not a curated record. Lineage: Eukaryota; Viridiplantae; Streptophyta; Magnoliopsida; Solanales; Solanaceae. Gene Ontology annotation, molecular function: nucleic acid binding; RNA-DNA hybrid ribonuclease activity. Gene Ontology annotation, biological process: DNA integration.
AUGAUACCCGAGAUUCUAAAUAGCAAGAAGCGGGUGAAGAAACUAACAUGGCGAAUAGCCGCUUUAUCCAGGUUCAUCUCACGAUCCUCAAACAGAUGCCACAAAUUCUUCAGUGUGCUGAAGAAAGAUCGACGGCUGCAACGGAACGAGGAAUGCAUCGAAGCAUUAAGGAAAUUGAAGGUAUAUCUAUCCUCGCCACCAUUGCUCGUCAAAGCAGAUCCAGGCGAGUGCUUACUCGUGUACCUGGCGUUGUCUGAAGUCGCUGUCAUCGCCGUCUUAGUCCGCGAAAACAAAGGCAUGAAACUAGCUAUCAAAUACAGAGCCCGUCGGCUCAUCCUCCAUUGCGACUCUCAACUCGUAGUAAACCAAGUCGCUAGAACCUACCAAAUCAAAGAGCAAAGGCUACAAAAAUAUCAGUCAGAAAUCCAUAAGCUGAUGCCCGAGUUCGACGAAUGUCGCUUCGAGCAAAUUCCCAGGGGACAAAACAUCGAAGCAGAUAGCCUAGCCAAGCUGGCCGCAGCCACCAAAAAUAUCAACAAAGAAAAUGUGGUCACUCUCCUCCAUUCAGCCGUCGACCACAUCGAGGUAUUCUCUUUAAAAUUGAAUUGGGACUGGCGUAACCAGUUUGUAUCCUACCUGCAGGACGGGACACUCCCACGCGACAAAAAGGCAGCCAAGAAACUCCGGAUGCAAGCGGCCCGGUACAGCCUGAUAAAUCACGAUCUCUACAAGAAAAUGUUUGGUGGUCCCCUUGCUAAAUGUCUCGGGCCACAUCAGACGAGGCAAGUAUUAGAAGAAGUGCAUGAAGGCCAUUGUGGCGCCCAUACAGGGAACCGCACCCUUGUCCGGUGCCUUAUCCGCACCGGCUACUACUGGCCCACCAUGAAGAAAGAGGCAGCGUAUUAUGUCCGAAGAUGUGAACAAUGCCAAAAGUACGCCCCCAUGAUACACCAGGCAGGGGAACUCCUCCAUUCGGUCACCUCGCCAUGGCCAUUCAUAAAAUGGGGGAUGGACAUAAUCGGCCCCCUACCGGCAGGACGAGGAAAGGUGCGUAUGCACAGGAAAAUAACCGAAUUCUUCGAGAAAUGGCUCAUCAAGCGGAUACUCUCCACCCCAUAUCAUCCCGCCGCUAACGGCCAAGCCGAGUCUUCCAACAAAACAAUAUUGAACAUACUGAAAAAGAAGCUUGAAGAAGCCAAAGGGCUAUGGCCCGAAUUGCUACCCGAAGUAUUAUGGGCAUACCGGACUACACCCAAGUCCAGCACGAGAGAAACGCCAUACUCACUGGUCUACGAAACUGAUGCCGUCAUACCCGUCGAGAUCGGAGAACCAAGCUUGAGAUACUCCCAUACUAGUGGAGCGGACAACGACGAAAGCAAGUUACAAGACCUAGAAGAAGCCGAAGAACGAAGAGACAUGGCCCAUAUAAGAAUGACGGCCCAAAAAUAG